Molecule: messenger RNA, 1356 nt
Organism: Vanderwaltozyma polyspora DSM 70294
Lineage: Eukaryota; Fungi; Ascomycota; Saccharomycetes; Saccharomycetales; Saccharomycetaceae
Gene: GPA1
Product: guanine nucleotide-binding protein subunit alpha
Exons: 1
Coding region: 1-1356 (451 amino acids)
Biological process (GO): G protein-coupled receptor signaling pathway
Cellular component (GO): heterotrimeric G-protein complex
Molecular function (GO): GTPase activity; GTP binding; G-protein beta/gamma-subunit complex binding
Source: RefSeq, a predicted model, not a curated record
AUGGGGUGCACAGCAAGUACACCUUAUAUAGAGGAUGAAGAGGACCCAUUCUUGCAAAGUCAAAAAGCCAACGACGCAAUCGAACAAUCAUUGCAAAUGGGUAAGCAACAAGAAAAGAAUGAAAUAAAAUUAUUGCUGUUAGGUGCUGGUGAGUCUCGUAAAUCGACAGUUUUAAAACAAUUGAGAUUAUUACAUCAAGGUGGGUUCACUUAUCAAGAAAGGUUACAAUAUUCACAAGUCAUCUGGGCAGAUGCCAUUCAAUCAAUGAAGAUUUUAAUCAUUCAAGCUCGUAAAUUGGGUAUCCCAUUGGAAUGUGAUAAUCCUGAAAAUAGACCACUAUUUGAAGCCAAGAGAAUGAUCUUGAAUACUAAAGCAUUGGAUUUGAUCGAUACCAGUGUUGCUGGUGGUUCGGAAUUUUUGAAUGAUUAUGUUUUAAAAUAUUCAGAAAGAUCUGAAAAUAGAAGACGUAUACAAAGUACCGGUAAAGCUAAAGCCUUUGAUGAUGAAGAGAAAAAUAGUUAUUCAGGUUCUGAUAAAUCUGAUAAGAAUAGUAUCAAUUACGAAGAAAUUUCGAAAAAUUUAAAUGAAGAAGGUGAUGAAAAGAUGUUUGUGAAAAACCAACCAAAACCUAACCCAAAAAGCUUUAGCAAUCACGAUAUUGCAUCGUCAAUUAGUCUUCUUUGGUCGAAGGAUCAAGGUAUCAAGCAAUGUUUUGCAAGAUCAAAUGAAUUCCAAUUGGAAGGUUCAGCAUCCUAUUAUUUUGACAAUGUAGGGAAAUUUGCAGAACCUGGUUAUGUAUGCACAGAUGAAGAUAUUUUGAAAGGUCGUAUUAAGACUACAGGUAUUACAGAAACUGAUUUCAGCAUUGGUGCUUCUAAAUUCAAGGUUUUAGAUGCAGGUGGUCAAAGAUCAGAAAGAAAAAAAUGGAUUCAUUGUUUCGAGGGUAUCACUGCAGUAUGUUUCGUCUUAGCACUAAGUGAAUAUGAUCAGAUGUUAUUUGAAGAUGAAAGGGUAAACAGAAUGCACGAAUCCAUCAUGCUAUUCGAUACUUUAUUAAACUCCAAAUGGUUUAAAGACACACCAUUUAUUUUAUUUUUAAACAAAAUGGAUCUAUUUGAAGAAAAGGUUAGAAAGGUUCCAAUAAGAAAAUAUUUCCCAGAUUACCAAGGUCGUCUAGGUGAUUCAGAAGCAGGUAUAAAAUAUUUUGAAAAGAUCUUCUUAAGUCUAAACCGAUCGAAUAAACCUAUAUAUGUGAAGAGAACUUGUGCCACUGAUACUCAAACAAUGAAAUUUGUGUUGAGUGCAGUCACAGACCUUAUAAUACAGCAAAACUUGAAGAAAAGUGGUAUACUAUAA